Camellia sinensis is the source of this 2083-nucleotide messenger RNA. RefSeq names its product pectinesterase 3. Lineage: Eukaryota; Viridiplantae; Streptophyta; Magnoliopsida; Ericales; Theaceae. Gene Ontology annotation, biological process: cell wall modification. The record is from RefSeq and is a predicted model, not a curated record. Gene Ontology annotation, molecular function: enzyme inhibitor activity; pectinesterase activity.
ACAACAAGACACGCCUAAAAAACUGUCACCACCACCUUUUUCACGAAACCACAUAUACAUAUCACAUUCACACCCCCCACAAUCCUCACAAAAACGCCAUUGACGAAGCUUUCAAGCUCUCAGAACUCUAUUCCAAUGGAUACAAUCAACUCCUUCAAAGGCUACGGCAAGGUCGACCCUGUCCAAGAGCAGGCAUUCCGGCGAACAACCCGGAAACGCAUCGUCAUCCUCAUCGUCUCCGCCGUCGUACUGGUGGCUGUCAUCAUUGGCGCGGUGGUCGGAACUGUAAUUCACAAACGCAACGACAAUAGCUUCGACGAUACUCCGUCGUCUUCUACCUCCCCUGCCGCCUCUCUCAAAGCCGUGUGUAGCGUAACCCAGUACCCAGAUUCGUGUUUCUCGAGCAUUAAAGCUCUCGAAGCGUCCAAUUCUACCGCAGAUCCGAAAGAGCUCUUCAAGCUCUCGUUGCAAGUGGUUUUCCACGAGCUCUCGAAGAUCGCUUCGUUUCCCGAUACCCUGAUUUCGAUGAGCAAUGAUGCCAAAGUCAAAUCGGCAUUGGGGGUUUGCAAAACCGUGAUCAAGGACGCUGUAGAUCGGCUCAACGAUUCCAUCUCUUCUAUUGAUGCGAACCCAGGAGACAAGAUCUUAACGGUUUCAAACAUCGAUGAUCUGAAAACGUUUCUGAGCGCCGCCAUUACAGAUCAGGAGACCUGUUUCGAUGCUCUGAUGGAAGUGAAUUCGAAUUUCGUCGAUGAAGUGAGACUAAAAAUGAAGAACUCGACAGAGUUUACGAGCAACAGUUUAGCUAUUGUUGCUAAAGUAUUGGGAAUUCUAGGAGAUGUGAAUGUUCCGAUUCAUAGGAAGCUUUUGGGGGUUUCGGAUUCUGGGUUUCCAGAAUGGGUUCGGGCGGCGGAAAGGCGGCUGCUUCAGGCGGCGACGGUGAAGCCGAAUUUGACGGUGGCGAUUGACGGAAGCGGAGAUUAUAAGACGAUCGGAGAAGCGGUGGCGAAAGUGCCGAAGAAGAGUAAGAGUAGAUUUGUGAUACACGUGAAGGCUGGAAAGUAUGUUGAGAAAGUGAUUUUGGAUAAAAAUACUUGGAAUGUGAUGAUCUAUGGUGAUGGAAAGACUCAGACCGUUAUUUCAGGCAACCUCAAUUUCAUCGACGGCACGCCGACUUUUUCAACGGCUACUUUCACUGUUGCAGGGAAGGGCUUCAUUGCAAAAGACAUAGGGUUCUGGAACACAGCCGGAGCGGCAAAGCACCAAGCCGUGGCGGUCCGGUGCGCGUCCGACAUGUCUGUGUUCUACCAAUGUGCUUUCAACGCUUUCCAAGACACUCUCUACGCUUACGCUAACCGCCAAUUCUAUCGCAAUUGUGACAUCACAGGCACCAUCGACUUCAUAUUCGGCAAUGCUGCAGUCGUCUUCCAAAACUGCAACAUCCAACCCCGACAACCCAUGAGCAACCAGUUCGACACCAUCACGGCCCAAGGAAAGAGCGAUAAGAAUCAGAACACUGGAAUUUCAAUUCAAAAAUGUACCAUGUCGCCUCUAGACAGCCUCACUGCCCCAACUUACCUUGGUAGGCCUUGGAAGAACUUCUCUACCACAAUUGUCAUGCAGACCAACAUUGAGUCAUUCUUGAACCCAUUGGGUUGGGUCCCAUGGGUCGGUUCCGCUGACCCGCCCAAUACCAUAUUCUAUGCCGAGUACCAAAACACUGGGCCAGGGUCAAGUGUGGCUAAUCGGGUUAAAUGGGCUGCAUAUAAGUCCAGUCUUACGAUGGCUCAGGCCUCCAAGUUCUCCGUCCAAUCCUUCAUCGAUGGUGGUGUUUGGUUACCAGAUACAAAUGUGGUCUUUGAUUCAGCCUUAUGAUUUGAAAAUUGUUUUUGUUAGGCGAAAGGUUUGCAAUGAGUUUCAAUACACAAAUUGGUGGAACAUAGAAUUUGUAUCGUGUGUUACCUUUUCUUUUUUUCUUUUUGUGUUUCACUGUACUUUCUUCUAAUAGUUGGUUUUUAAGAUGUAACAUUCUAUUCUUUUGGUUAUACUUAUAAAGGAAAUUUUACUAGAAACACUCCUAUCA